This is a messenger RNA of Medicago truncatula (barrel medic), 1164 nucleotides long. Its product is annotated as NADPH-dependent aldehyde reductase-like protein, chloroplastic. The record is from RefSeq and is a predicted model, not a curated record. NCBI's taxonomy places the organism in Eukaryota, Viridiplantae, Streptophyta, Magnoliopsida, Fabales, Fabaceae. The transcript has a single exon. Bases 135 to 917 code for a protein of 260 amino acids.
AUGCCUGAGUAUAUGACAUAUGAGCUUACGCAACCUUUUCUCCAAAAUUUGAAUCGCGUCAUUUAUUUAAGUACCCUCGCCAGAUCCAUCCAUCUAACAUAAUUCUUUUCAUUCCUCACCUCACAUACACCGUCAUGGCAACUUCACUUCCCCAAUCACCACCACUUCAAGACCGAGUCGCAAUCGUUACCGGCUCCUCCCGCGGAAUCGGAAAAGAGAUCGCACUUCACCUUGCUUCACUCGGCGCAAGACUCGUCAUCAACUACACUUCCAACUCCCACCUCGCUGACUCCGUUGCCGCCGAGAUCAACGCUAAUCAAACCACUCCACGAGCCAUAACCGUUCGCGCCGACGUAUCCGAUCCAGAAGGUGUAAAAUCUCUCUUCGACUCCGCUGAACAAGCCUUCAACUCACCAGUUCAUAUCCUAGUCAACUCAGCCGGAGUCCUCGACGCCGAGUUACCAACUAUAGCAAACACAACCGUUGAAACGUUCGAUCGUAUCAUGAACGUGAACGCAAGGGGAGCGUUUCUCUGUGCAAAAGAAGCUGCGAACAGGUUAAAGCGUGGCGGUGGAGGUAGAAUUAUAUUUCUGACAACUUCACUAGCAGCGGCGUUUAAGCCAGGUUACGGCGCGUACACGGCAUCGAAAGCGGGAGUGGAAGCCAUGACGAAGAUUCUGGCGAAGGAGCUGAAGGGGACUGGGAUUACUGCGAAUUGCGUGGCGCCGGGACCGACUGCAACGGAGUUGUUUUUAGAAGGGAAGUCGGAGGAGAGGGUGAAGAUGAUUGCAGAAAGUAAUCCGUUUGGUAGAAUUGGUGAGACUAAAGAUAUUUCGCCUGUUGUUGGGUUUUUGGCAUCUGAUUCUGGUGAAUGGGUUAAUGCUCAAAUUAUUCGUGUCAAUGGUGGCUUUGUUUAGUUCAUCCACGACAACCUUUUUAAGGACUUUUAUAUCAAGCUAGACAUAGGGAUGUGUGUUCUGUCCUGUGUAAUACGAGGUUUAGAAAUCGUAGUUUUUCAUUUUUUUUUUUUUGUUUUUUUUUGCUUAAAUUCACUUUUUAAUCCCUAAGUUUGCAAAAGUUGUAAUUUUGGCCCCCUAUUAAAAAAAUGGCAAAAGUGACCCAUGUUUAGCCUCUUUUGCAAAACAUCAAUUUUGAUCUGAUCAA